UAUACCCUCCCAUGAUGCUUUGCUACAGAAAACCCUACAGAUUUUGCAGGGGUUCAACCAGCUACUCCCUGUUUUGAAUAAGCUGAGAAGCCCCACACUGAAAGAGAAGCACUGGAGAAACAUCUCAAAGGGAGUUGGUCUGCUGUAUGACCGUGAAUGCGAAGUAACGCUGGCUGAUCUCAUGUCCAAAGAGCUACAGAGGCAUCAAAGUAAAAUCAACAAGAUCUGCCUAGAUGCCAAAGCUGAGGCAGACAUGGAACAGACAUUCAGAGCACUUCAGAGACACUGGAAAGGGGCAGAAUUCCAUCAUACCAGGUUCAUUAUUACUGUCCAGCAACAGCAGAGCCCACAACAAUCCAGUCAAAAUGUACCAAAGCAUCACAUUCGUGAUGGUGGAACCUUCACCAUUAUUGGUUUAGAGAUGCUUUUGGCUAAGACUAAGGAAAGUGUUCUGACCUUUUCUGAUAUGCUGCGUUCUCAACAUGUUGCUGAGUUUCAGAAAGAUGUUGAACACUGGCUGCUGCUUUUACAAGAGCAAGGUGAAUUGCUUGAUAUAUUUGAGCGAUAUCAGCAGAAAUGGAUCUUUUUAAGCAGAACAUUCAAUGAAAUACGCUUCCGGAAGUCUGAGUUGCAAGAGAAGUUUCACCCAGUGGAUAAGGUAUUUCGUGAAAUCAUUGAGAUCACAGUUAAUGACCCACAUGUGUCCAGUUUUGUUCAACUGAGUGAAUCAACAGAGGCCAGUGACAGUUUACAAGGACAGAGUCUAUGUGCUGCCUUUAUGAAUGGACUCACAACAAUGGAGGAGAUUUCCAGUCAUUUACUCUAUGUCUUAGAGUCACCACGAAGCCAGUUCCCUAGACUCUACUAUCUCAGUGAUGGAGAGGUGAUAAAACUUCUCUCUUUACAGCUCCCAGCACCUUCCUCCCUUUUACCUAUGGUGCAGAAAUGCUUCAAGGGAGUGAAACAGCUUGAUGUUCAAGUUGAAGAUGAUGUUUGCAGUGAAAAUUAUUUAUCAGCUCUAAGUAAUGAACAAAUGUGGGUACAUGGUGUACAUGGAGAAUUUGGUGAACAUGUUCCCUUCGUCUGUCCUCUUGAGUCAAACCUCUGUCCUGUGGCUUGGCUUAAUCUCUUUGAGCAAAAAUUGUAUCAAGCAGUGAAACAGACAUUUCUGAAAUGCUUAGCUGUCCAUCAAAAUUCAAUGCUUGAAAAGCUUCCUGGCACCCCAGACCUGAUUGGGAAUAGCAAGGGGAACAGUUCAGAAGUAACUCAUGAAUCUCCUUCAUUGUUGAAACUCAUAUCUCAGUUUCCUUUGCAAUGUCUUUUGGUGGCAGAGGAAGUUUUGUGGUGCAGUAUGGUCCAGAAGUCAUCACAUUGUACUACCACUGGCAUGUGGAUGAGAAUCAAGUCCCAAAGUGCAGCAAAACUGCACUAUUUGUGCCAGCUUAUAAAAGAACACGCUGCAAAUUCAAAUGAAAAACCAUCCCAACGCACUUUGACAGCUUUGCGUGCCUUGGUUAUGAUGAUCAUGAAGCACUCUGGCCAAACCGAUGGGCUUGUUGAAGUAAAAGGAGAUUUGGAGUCCUCUUUUGAAUGGCACAAGCUUAUGAAAUAUUACAUUAUCCCAAAUGCUGAUGCAACGACUUCUGAUUUACUUCCAUCUCAAGAGGAUCAGACUGUCUGUGUUGACAUUCUGAGCACACAAUUGCCAUAUGGCUAUGAAUACAUUGGACCUAAGAAUUGGACGAUGGUGACUACCCCUUCAACUGAGCAAGCUUACAUGGGCAUAAUUCUUGCCUUAUCAAGCUUCAAGUGUGCUUUCAUCAGUGGACCCCACAUGUCAGGCAAACAGCAUGCCGCUGUGCAAUUGGGUUAUGCACUGGGACGACAAGUGGUCAUCUUGAAGUGUUGUUUAAGUACUGGUUCCUCAGUUGUUUCCCAAAUGCUUCUAGGUGCUUUUCAAACUGGAGCUUGGCUUGUGCUUGAUUCCGUGGAGUUGUUGGGACAAGGGACAUUGUCUGAGCUGGGACAACAUUUGACCGAAAUUCAUCAACAUUUAUCAGCAGUUCAAAGACAAGCACAAAAGGAAGGACAUGAGUUGUCCUCCACAGAUGGAAAGUGUAGCAGUGGAGAAUUCAUCAAAAAGUACAACAGUACAGUGAAUGAGGUGGAAUGUCACAUUGCUGGAAAAAAUAUUUGGGCCAAGCUAACUUAUGGAUGUAUCACAAUCUCAGAUAAUGGCUACUCAACUGAGAUACCAGAAAUUUUGAGAGCUGCAAUGAGGCCUGUUGCAAUGAUGCAGCCACACUACAGAAUCAUUGCAGAAGCGAUGUUGGUGUCAUUCGGAUUCUCUGAAGCAGCUACAAUAAGUCGCCGCCUGGACUCUCUCUUUAGCCUUGCUAAGGAUUCACAUUGCCUCCCUGAUUUUGUCAGUGGAUAUCAGACCUCUUGGCUUGUCCUUCUCAAAAAUGUGAUUGUUGCCUCUGGAACACAUUUACAUCUAUCUCGUCAUUUGGAAGAAACUGAUAAGGGUACAUUUUCUAGUCAGAAUGAAACAGGAUCUGCAAAUACAAACCUUGAAACAAUGCCAGAGAAGGUCAAGUUUGUUAAUCAGUCUAAUGCAAUUAAGAAUGCGAAGUUAGAGGAGCAAGCAGCAAUCAAAGGAGUUCUGUCAGUCAUGCGGUAUACUGUCUCGGAUCCAAAGAGAGCAUCACAGUUUCAUAUAUUAUUUGAGGAAAUCUUUCCAAAAGUGAGGUACUUUCCAAGUCUACAACAGUUCAUUGAUCAAGAGGAACAAAGUAUGCUUAGAAAUGUAGUGGAAGACGAGUCACAACAACAAGGAUUUUAUCCAGACACGCAAAUGCUUCAAAAUGUGUUGAUCUUGCAUCAAGCUCUGAAGCUCUCCAAUGUUGUAGUGCUCGUUGGACCAGCAGGUAGUGGCAAAACAAUUUUGUAUCAAGCCCUUGUGAGUGCACUUAAAAAACUUUCCAGGGAUCUGGAGGUUGAAUCAGCUUGUCAUCCUAAUGGAGAUCUUAAAGACAUCUAUCGUCAUUUGUCUAUGUCAUGUUGGGGCUCUGUUAGCACCGAGGUCAUAUUCCCCAAUACCUUGUCCCACAAACAGUUUUUUGGUGGUUAUUUUGGCAUAGGCAACUCCUGGUCUGAUGGAGCUUUCACUAAAGCAUUAAGACACUCAGAGCAGCCAUUGCCCAUCGACCCUUUCAAAAGAAAGAAAACUGUGCAAAUGCAGCAAGUGAAAUGGAUUGUGCUGGAUGGUGAUCCAUUUGGCAGACCUGCUUGGAUGGACUCUUUGAUUACUCUUUGCGAUCUUGAACAUCCUCAUCUUUACCUUUCAUCAGGAGAGAAAAUUGAGCCAUCAAGACUGAAAAUACUAGCUGAGGUCACAAACCUUGGUGAUUCAACCCCCUCUGUAGUGACACACUGUAGUCUGGUAUAUGUUUCUGGAGAGAACAUGUGGAGAUCUGUGUGGAAGUGUCAGAUGGAUGUGCUCUCUAGGGAGCAUAAUGUGGACCAAGUUACUCUGGAAAUGUGGAGUCACCUUGCUAAAGACCUUUUCCCUGACACACUAGUGUUUCUCAAAAACAAAGCACUUUCUUCAGUGCUGGCCAGUGAUGGACGUGAAGGCAGACAUUCAUCUAGGAUUACAGAUGGUUUGCAGGAAAUAAUGUCCUUUAUUAAGAUUCUUCAUGCACUUUUGGUGCAUUCUGGGAAAGCAGAAGACUUGAAAUACACUUCAAGAAAAACUGAAACAACAGAUAAUGCACAAGUUCUCCAGCCACCGUGCAGUGAUCCCAUGGCUCCCUCUUCUCAAUGGGGGUUACAAGCAAGAAACCUCUUUAUUGUAGCUUACAUUUGGGGAUUUGGAGGACAUUUGCACCCUAGACACUGGCCACAUUUUGAUCUUUUUGCGCGGGAGGCCCUGUAUAAGAGCCAUUGUGAAGUUGAGACUCCACCAGAAGGCACAGUAUUUGAGCAUUUCUUUGAAUUCAGUGAGGAAAUGAGAGACACAACCAAUUUCAUCAACCGCAGUAGGCGUAAGAGUCCACAGGUCUUCUUCACAUCUGUGCCUCAGUACGAAAUACAUGCAUAUCUACUGGACAUGCUGCUGGAUGUUCAACAGCCAGCACUUCUUGUGGGAGAGUCUGGCUCUGGCAAAACAAUGCUGUGCAAGUCUUUAAUAUCACAAGCAAGACCACACAUCCAUUUACCUGCCAGUCCAGGCCUUCACCGUUCUGACUUGUGCAAGGCACUCAAGAAAGUUAGAUACCAGGACACUCAACUAAACAACAUGAAGCCAGACCUACUUCUGUUCAUUGAUGACCUUCAUGAAGCACCAUUUGAUGCUUAUGGAAAAACAUCAAUGACUCUAGAGACAUUGCGUCAAUGUAUUUCUAGAGGUGAAGUGUUGACAUCGGAUGGCUCUCACUUCAAGCUGUUUCAAUCAAGAGCCAUUAAUUAUCUAGGCACUUGCAGUGCUCCUAACGCAGACAACAGCAGUCGGAUGUCUCUCCGGCUCUCUCGACUCUUCACCACGUUGUCUCUCCCAAGCAUGACUUCUGAAAUCCUUUUUUCUAUUCAUUUCUCGAAAUUGCAACCAUGGUUGAAAGAAAUACAACCCAUGCAGAGAGUUGUGGAUAUAGCAAACUGCAUCAUAACCUCAAUUCUGGAGGUGUAUUUUUCAGUGCGUGAAUGUUUUACUGCUGCUUCACACAGUCCAAACUUCAUCUUUUCUUUGCAUGAUAUUCACAAAGUGUUUCAAGGGAUGUACCUCUGGAGGCCAAGGCUUGGUGUCCAGCAGGCUCUUCAGAGUAGUCUGGGUUUUAGGAGUUUCUCUUCACCUGAGAAAAAAGUCUUUUUUCCAUCUGCUCUUGGUCAUGUAGCUCUUGAUCUCAACAUUGCCCGUCUGUGGAUGCAUGAGUGUUUGCGCACUUUUGGUGAUCGCCUAUCUUCAGAGGAGGCAUGCCGAAAAUUAAUCUCAAUUUUAGCUGAAGUUUCUGAGAAGAAUUUUGGCACUAGAUUGUCAGCUGAAUCCCAGACACCUUCAGCAGAUACAUCAAGCCCUACAGAUCAAUCAUCUGUAUCAAGCACACAUAAUGUAAACCAGCAACUGGAUUCAACCCCUUCCCAGUUGGAAGAGAAUGUGUCUCCUUUGCUUGGAAUGGCAGAAGUUCAGCCAGAAAGAGAAGAGAGCUAUGUUGUAGAGAGCAACUCCAGCUUGUAUAGUCCAGGAAUUGAUGAAGAUGGAUCCUCAUACAUGAAGGAUGAAGUAGAAGAUGAUGGAAAUGUUGAGAGUGAACCAGUAACAUCAGAGUGUAAAUCUGAAUCUGCAACUGAAUCCUCAAGUUGUUCAUUUCAAAUGAUGUUUUCCUCUCAUUCUCAUUCUGGUGAAAACAGAUAUGAAUACAUAAACCAAAAACCAGCUGCACACAAAGAGUUUCUGCAGCUUCUACAGGAAACAACUUCUUUCUUCCAGAAUGUUGUCUUUAGUCCAGAACUUUGUGAGGCGCUGAACAACAUUCUUCAGCAUCAUGAUUUUAAACGCAACUGUGUGUAUCAGGAAAGAGAUGUAGAUAUGUUGAUGGACCAACUGGUUCAUACCAUUAAAAGCAGAGAAGAAAAAAAAAAGCAAAAGUCUGAUGACACUUAUUAUAGUCCUACAUGGGCUGUGCAUCACCAGAAUAUACAUCAGCUUGUGCAUGUCAUCCGAGCUUUUCUCAUUCCUGGUGGACACGGGGUUCUGUUUGGAGCAACAAAGAAAACAGGCAGAAAGACCACUGUACGUCUAGCAGCUGCUCUGACGGGAUACCAACUAAUUGAGGUUCAUCAUGGAAAUGAGACCAAGUUGUGGGAAAUGAUGAAAGAGAUUUGGAGCGGAACUGCAGUGGAUGUUGGACAUUUGGUUCUACUGGUUCAUGAGGACACCAGCCAGGCUGUUAAGGAUGAACUGCUGGUAAUGAUGGCGAAUGGAACCAUCCCUGGACUGUAUUCAGAUGAGGAACUGAAGAAUGUGAAGCUAAGGAUGAAAACAUGGAUGAAAAGGAUGAAAAAUACACAGUGCCAUUUGAAGGAUGACCAAGCUCUUGAAAUGUAGGGUAUAAGUAUCAGUUUCAUUUCAUAUCGUUUACUUGAGAUACUGAUGUUGUUUCAAUUUAUUGUUUAAUUAAGCUUAUUAAUUUGUGUUCAUCGUUUUGUAUCUGAUUAUUGAAAUGUUUUUGCAUUUUCAUACUUGAAUUUCUUGGGAUUUUUGCAGCAGAUCAUGUCACUAAAAGUAAGGAUGCACCAAUAUUAAAAUUCAGGAAGAUACUGAUAAAUUAAUAAUUAUUUUAAUGUUAUGGCUGAUAACCAGUAAAUGACUGAUAUUAAAGUUACUAUUAUAUGCUGUUUUGUCUAAAUAAAUUACAAAAAUAAAUAAAAACACUAAAACCAACCAUUUUAAAUGCUACAGGUGAAUUUAUG
This is a messenger RNA of Ctenopharyngodon idella (grass carp), 6471 nucleotides long. RefSeq names its product dynein heavy chain domain-containing protein 1. Gene Ontology annotation, cellular component: dynein complex. Gene Ontology annotation, molecular function: dynein light intermediate chain binding; dynein intermediate chain binding; ATP binding. The transcript is spliced from 10 exons. Gene Ontology annotation, biological process: microtubule-based movement. Bases 182 to 6106 code for a protein of 1974 amino acids. NCBI's taxonomy places the organism in Eukaryota, Metazoa, Chordata, Actinopteri, Cypriniformes, Xenocyprididae. The record is from RefSeq and is a predicted model, not a curated record.